CGCGUGGAGUGAGGCGAGGGUAAUACAGAGAGAGUUAAGGCAGUGUUGUGUGAGAGUCAGGAUGGUGUGGAUACGCGCGUUUAUCUCCGCUGGUCUCCUGGUGGCGGCUCUCCUGUUGGUCGACGCCCAGUAUGACUAUUCCCUCAGACCUAUCAUAGGAGUGCUCUCCCAGCAUCCCCCAGACAGCAUCUUGGCGGGGCUGGAAGACAAGAACUACAGCUCGUACAUCGCCGCAUCCUACGUCAAGCACCUAGAGAGCGCCGGAGCCAGAGUCGUCCCCAUCCUUAUCCACCAGGAUGAUGAAUACUAUGAUAACCUGGCUACUUCUCUCAAUGGGAUACUCUUCCCGGGAGGCGCUGUGUCUAUCACGCCCUCCAGCGGCUACGGCGCCGCGGGCAGGAUCCUCUAUGAUCUGGUGGUGAAGGCCAACGGGAAGGGAGUCUACCUGCCGCUGUGGGGCACUUGUCUGGGCUUCGAGAUGGUCACCUACUUGGCGGCCAGCAACACCAAGUGGCUGGCCGCGUGCGAUGCCAGCAACAAGGCCGACUCCCUCGACUUGCAAGACGGUUACCUUGACUCGAGGAUCUUUAGCCAGAUGCCGGAGGACAGCGUCACCGCCCUCAGGACCCUCAACGUGACGGCCAACUUCCACCACUGGUGUCUCACUCCACAAAAUUUCAGCAAGUCGGGUUUGUCAGAUGAGUUUAAGAUGCUAGCCACGAGCAAUGACUACAACGGCCUGGAGUAUGUGGCCUUGCUGGAGCACCGAGACCUUCCCAUCUUCGCCUCCCAGUUCCACCCGGAGAAGAACCCCUUCGAGUGGAAGAACGACAAGAGCCAUAAUAACAUUCCUCACUCACCAGAAGCCAUAGAGAUUGCUCAGUCCUUCGCCAACUUCUUCGUCAGUCAAGCUCGCCAGAAUAACCAGAGCUUCUCAGACGAGGAGGAGGAGGAUGCUGCUCUCAUCUACAACUACGAGCCUUUCUACACCCAGGACACCUCAGGCUUCACCCAGGUCUAUCUCUUCCGGUAAAGCAGCGGCACCUUUACAAGAGUUUACCCUGCAGAAACAUCCCCCAUGAAACAACAGCAUGUUCGACCAGACCACACUCUAGAAAGUGAAAGGGACGACGACGUUUCGGUCCGUCCUGGACCAUUCUCUAGUCACAAUCGACUUGAGAAUGGUCCAGGACGGACCGAAACGUCGUCGUCCCUUCACUUUCUAGAGUGUGGUUUGGUCAACAUAUUUCAGCCACGUUAUUGUGACUCCUCGCCUGCAUGAGCAUGUUCAUCCUCUCUCUACGUAAUAAAGAUAUUAAAUAAC
Messenger RNA from Procambarus clarkii (red swamp crayfish), 1324 nucleotides. RefSeq names its product gamma-glutamyl hydrolase. Gene Ontology annotation, biological process: tetrahydrofolylpolyglutamate metabolic process. The record is from RefSeq and is a predicted model, not a curated record. Gene Ontology annotation, molecular function: gamma-glutamyl-peptidase activity. Gene Ontology annotation, cellular component: vacuole. Lineage: Eukaryota; Metazoa; Arthropoda; Malacostraca; Decapoda; Cambaridae.